CAGUGGCAGUGGCACACAGAGAGGUAGGUGCCACGGGCGGCCUGCGUUCCUCCCCGUCGCUCCUGGCUUUUGGCUGGCCCUCUCUCCAUCACUGCCCCUCUUGUGUUCUAUACAUAGCAAAGUACUACUAUUAUGCAGAGUCCAACCACGCCUCGAAAUAUAACCCCCCGCCACACCGUACGAGACGAGGGCAGAUAUGGAAGCUGAUGCUGCUGCUGCCAGUGGCGGCCUGGCCCUGCUGCCCGCCGUGCUGCUCCUCGUGGCGCUCUCCACCCUCGUCUUCUCCACAUGGAGCAACCGCAACAGCAGGCUGCCCCCGAGCCCGAUGGCCCUCCCGCUGAUCGGACACCUGCACCUCAUCCGCCCGCCGCCGCACAGGGCCUUCGACCGCAUCCUGGCACGCUACGGGCCGCUCGUCUACCUCCGCCUCGGGCCCUCCACGCACUGCGUCGUCGCGGGCACCGCGGACGCCGCGCGGGACCUCCUCAAGCACGAGGCCAGCAUCCCGGAGCGGCCGCUCACGGCCGUCACGCGCCACCUCGCCUACGACGACGCCGGCUUCGCCUUCGCGCCCUACGGCCCGCACUGGCGCUUCAUGAAGCGCCUCUGCAUGUCGGAGCUGCUGGGCCCGCGGACCGUGGACCAGCUGCGCCCCGUGCGGGAGGCCGAGCUGGCGGCCGUGCUGGAGGCGGCGCGCCAGGCGGCCGCCGCUCGGGAGCCCAUCGACGUCAGCCGCCACCUCAUCAGCAUGUCCAACAACGCCAUCAUGCGCAUGGUGGCCAGCGCGCUGCCGGGCCACAUGACGGAGGCGGCCAGGGACUGCGCCAAGCACGUCGCCGAGCUCGUGGGGGCCUUCAACGUCGAGGACUACGUCGGCCUCUGCCGCGGCUGGGACCUGCAGGGGCUCACGCGGAGGACGCGCGAGGUGCGUGACAAGUUCGACGCGCUGCUGGAGAUCAUGAUCACGGGCAAGGAGGAGAGUCGCCGUCGUCGCCACGCCACCACCGACACCGGCGGCGGCACCAAGGACCUGCUGGACAUCCUCAUGGACGCGGCGGAGGACGCCAACGCCGAGGUCAGGCUCACCAGGGAGAACAUCAAGGCGUUCGUCCUCGACAUCUUCACGGCCGGCUCCGACACCACCGCCACCAGCGUGGAGUGGAUGCUGGCGCUGCUCAUCAACCACCCGGCCUGCAUGGACAAGCUGCGCGCGGAGCUGGACGCCGUGGUGGGCGCGUCGCGCCUGGUCGGGGAGCAGGACGUCCCGCGCCUUCCCUACCUGCAGGCCGUCUUCAAGGAGACGCUGCGGCUGCAGCCCCCCGCGGUGUUCGCUCAGCGGGAGACCAUCGAGCCGGUCCACGUCCGCGGCUACGUCAUCCCGCCCAAGACCUCCGUCUUCUUCAACAUCUUCUCCAUCGGCCGCGACCCGGGCUGCUGGGAGGACCCGCUCCAGUUCCGGCCCGAGCGCUUCAUGCCCGGCGGCGCCGGCGCCGGCGUGGACCCCAAGGGGCAGCACAUGCAGCUCAUGCCGUUUGGAAGCGGCCGCCGCGCCUGCCCCGGCAUGGGCCUAGCCAUGCAGGCCGUGCCGGCCUUCCUCGCCGCGCUGGUGCAGUGCUUCCACUGGGAGGUGCCCAUCCCGCCGGGCCAAUCCACUGCGCCGCCCUUGGACAUGGAGGAGGCAGCGGGGCUCGUCACCGCCCGGAAGAACCAUCUCCUCCUCAUCCCCACACCGCGCCUCAAUCCGCUACCGGCAAGAGCGGCUACGUAGUUAGUACCUGCGAAUCCAGUCUCAGUUCAUCGGUCCAUCCAAAUUCAGACGUGUCCUCCAUUAUUGCAAGCCGCGCACUAAGAUCAUAUUUCUGUUUGUUUAUAUUUCUCGGUCACACAUACGUUUGCAAUCACCUUCAGGAAAAGUGACCUUUGUACCCGUUCGAUGUUGGUACAUCCAGAUCCGUGUGCUCAGGAAUUACGUAUUACUACUAUAUAUAUACUGGUCCGUUUGAGUCCUAUCA
This is a messenger RNA of Zea mays, 2012 nucleotides long. RefSeq names its product cytochrome P450 93G2. The coding region runs from base 197 to 1768 and encodes 523 amino acids. The record is from RefSeq and is a predicted model, not a curated record. Gene Ontology annotation, molecular function: iron ion binding; monooxygenase activity; heme binding. Lineage: Eukaryota; Viridiplantae; Streptophyta; Magnoliopsida; Poales; Poaceae. The transcript has a single exon.